Dunckerocampus dactyliophorus (ringed pipefish) is the source of this 1128-nucleotide messenger RNA. It is a transcript of the gene irg1l, whose product is annotated as immunoresponsive gene 1, like. The record is from RefSeq and is a predicted model, not a curated record. Gene Ontology annotation, molecular function: lyase activity. The coding region runs from base 1 to 1128 and encodes 375 amino acids. The transcript is spliced from 2 exons. NCBI's taxonomy places the organism in Eukaryota, Metazoa, Chordata, Actinopteri, Syngnathiformes, Syngnathidae.
AUGGACUUUGAUGAUACUUGGCACCCUGCCACCCAUCCCUCAGGAGCGGUGCUUCCUGCUGUGCUGGCUCUCAGCGACAUGAUGCCUGCCAGCAGCAAACCCAGUGGCCUGGACUUCCUGCUGGCUUUUAAUGUUGGCAUUGAGAUCCAGGGCCGUCUGAUGAGGUUCUCUAAUGAGGCCCAUAACAUCCCCAAGAGGUUUCACCCUCCCAGCGUCGUGGGCACCAUGGGAAGUGCAGCAGCCUGUGCUUGCCUCUUGUUGCUGAGUCCAUCCCAGUGCAGUCAUGCCUUAGCCAUUGCUGCUUCUCUAUCAGGAGCCCCAAUGGCUAACGCUGCCACUCAGUCCAAACCCAUCCACAUCGGCAAUGCCUCCCGUUUGGGGUUGGAAGCUGCUAUACUGGCUUCCCAGGGACUUGAGGCAAGUCAGCUAGUCCUGGACGCUGUUGAAGGAGUCGCUGGUUUCAAUGCUUUCUACAAAGACUACGUGCCACAGCAUUUGGAGUCACCUAAUGACAACGAUGGCCAUGUGUUCUUGCUAGAAGAGCAGGAUAUGGCUUUCAAGCGCUUCCCUGCACAUCUUGGAAUGCACUGGGUGGCAGAUGCUGCAGCCUCAGUCCACAAGCAUCUUGUGGGCUUAGGUCCUGGCACUGUGUCUCCAGCUCAGAUUCAGGAAAUCCUGCUCCGAGUUCCCCUAUCAAAAUACAUCAACAGGCCUUUCCCAGAGUCGGACCACCAGGCCCGGCAUUCCUUCCAGUUCAACGCUUGUAGUGCCCUCCUGGAUGGUGAAGUGACCGUGGAGUCCUUCACCCCUGCUGCCAUGGCGCGUCCUGAGCUCCUUCAGCUGCUUAGUCGGGUCCGUGUGGAGCACCCCCAUGACAACCCAGCCAAUUUCAACCAGAUGUAUGGUGAAGUCCAGAUAGAACUUGUCGGGGGGGACAUCCUAAAGGGCCGCUGCGACACCUUUUAUGGUCACUGGCGCAAACCACUGACCCUAGAGAGCCUGAGAAAGAAGUUCAGGAAUAAUGCAGGUGCCGUUAUUCCCUCAGAUAAAGUAGAGAGGCUGAUUGAAAUAGUGGAAGAAUUGGACAUCAACAGGGACUGCUCCAAUCUUCUCUCACAACUGCAGUGA